Guillardia theta CCMP2712 is the source of this 5118-nucleotide messenger RNA. RefSeq lists its product as hypothetical. Bases 1 to 5118 code for a protein of 1705 amino acids. NCBI's taxonomy places the organism in Eukaryota, Cryptophyceae, Pyrenomonadales, Geminigeraceae. Gene Ontology annotation, molecular function: ATP hydrolysis activity; ABC-type transporter activity; ATP binding. Gene Ontology annotation, biological process: transmembrane transport. Gene Ontology annotation, cellular component: membrane. The transcript is spliced from 4 exons. The record is from RefSeq and is a predicted model, not a curated record.
AUGGUGAUCGAGAUGAUCCUACAUGUGCUUGCUAUCUGCAUCAUUCCCCUCGGACUCGUCAGAACGUCAGUGGCAGAGGGAGCGAGGAGCAGCACGACAAGAGCCAUGGAAUGGCUUCUCUGCGGCUCAGUGUUCCUGGUGUGCAUGUGCGAGUAUACUCUAUGCCUGUGCUCCCUGCUGUCGGGCGACGUCAGCGGAGAAUCUCAUGCCGAGGAAGCUUCACUGUACAUGAACGUCUCGGGCGUCGCAUGCUUGAGCGCGUCCCUGUGCUUCUUCCGCCUUGUUGAGUUCGCAGGCGUCCGGCGCAACCUUCCCCUGCUCGCAUGGCUGGUGAUCGACUUGCUAGCUGUCGCUCCUCGGUGUGCGGCCGUGCUGAGCAGAGGAAGCACCAUUCCUGCGCUGCCGAGAGCCGCGAUGAUGGCCUCCAUGGCUGCACGUCUUGCCUGCCUUUUGGGGCUAGGUGUGGUAGGGGUGUGUCGAUACCGCGGGAAGGAGCAACAGGACAAGGAAGGAGCAACGACGUCGCAGCACAACUUUGACUCGCACGAGGACCUGGCGGAGAGUGCUGAAACUGGAUUUCUUGACAGGAAGGAGUUUUCCCUCGGCAAGGCAUACGAAGACAUUCCCUUCCUUUCACAGCUCCUGUUCCUCUGGCAGAACAAGACCCUGUGCGCAUCCCAGGUUCGGAAACUUUUCUGCGGAGACAUCGUCGUCGCUCCUUGCGAGGCAGAUCCUCCGAUCCUCCUCAGCUCGUUCCUGACGCUGUGGGGGAGGAGGAGGACCCUGUAUCUCCUGCUCCUCGACUUCUCGGGCGUGUCAGUGUCGAUGAUCUUCUGCGUGAAGUUGGUCUCAGAUGUGCUAGUUCUCAUCUCCUUCUUUCUCGUUGGCCAGAUGCUCCGUCCUGAGCUUUUCUCGCCAUCAGGCGCCAACACGGCGGUCUCGAGGAAGGACGUCGUUCUGCACAGUGUGUCUGUGGUCGGAUGCAUUGCUCUUGCGAUGUUUCUGCGGAGCCAAGGGAGAUUCUUCCUUUCGUCGGAGGUGAUCAAAGUCAAGACACUGCUCUCGUCUGGGGUUUACAAUGCUCUCUUACACCACGUAAGGGUAGAAACUCAUCUCUACACGUCUCGCUAUCAGGCUGUGCAGGACCCAGACGUGCUUGCAAGGUCCUUUGGGUCUCUGACCUCCCUCUUGAACUCCCUCACGAUGCUGCUGCUGUGCUUCAUCGGGUGCUGCCACCUCCUCGGUCGGGUUGCUGUUGUUGUGAUGACGCUGCUCCUCUUGGCCGGGGUGAUCGUGGGGUCUGGAUUGGUGUGCUUCCAAAGCUCGACGAGGAGGAGGAUGAAGUCUUCGCAGGCGUCGAGGAGGUCUGCAUGGAGACAGCACACGGAGGGUAUCAUCACACUCAAGCAUUUCGGGUGGGAGGCACAGUUUGCAGAGAGAGUAGCGGCCUUGCAAAGGGGGGAGGAAAGACUCCUCGGCCGUCUCGAAAUGUUUGCUGGGACAGAGGUCCUUUUCAUCACUUCACUCUGGGUCGUGUCGUACUCCUCCCUUGCCUUCGCUGUUAUGGUGGCGCAGGAGCAUUGCAAAGAAGCAUCCCACUGCGUUUCAGGAGAGAAGAUGAUCUCCUCCCUCCUCCUCUUGUUUUGUUUUGUUCGUCAGAUGUGCAUGUCCUACGAACAUGCAAAAAGGGUCUUGGCAGCAAGAAUGGCGUACAGGAGGCUUGAGCGCAUGUUGCAGGAGGAUCAGGGCAGCGGCAUGCAGAGACGCCUUGCACAAUCUCAAGGCUCUGCAGCAGACACGAAGAACCAUGCUGUGGUGCUGCAGCAUGUGUCGGUGGGAUGGAGGAGGAAAACAGCUUGUUCCCCCCUCGCCCACUUCCUCGACCCCCUGGAGAGAAGAUCGGAGGAGGAGAACGAGUCGGUGCUGAGUGGCAGGGAGACCGAUACGUCAUGCCAGGCUGACUCCACCAGGCUCCUCCCAUUGCUCACAGGACCGAGGAAGCGAGAGGAGGCGGAGGAUGCUGAGGAGGAAGCUUUCCUCCCUGUCCUUCGCAAUGUGAAUCUCCGGGUGGAGCGAAGGUCACAGAUGUUCGUACUAGGAGACGAAAAGUCUGGCAAGACGACGUUACUCCUGUCUCUCUUCGGUCAGAGUGCGGUGGGGAACGGGUCAGUGCAUGUCAGCAGGUGCGUCGCUUACUGCUCCCCCGACCCCUGGGUGGUGGACGGCGUGAGUGUCAAGGAAAACAUCGUCCUUGGCAGGGCCUUCGACCCUAGCAGGUUCUACGCCGUUGCCAAGGCCUGCGGGCUGAACUUCCAUCGACGGGAUCGGAGGGUAGCAGAAAAGCAUGAGGAGCUGGACCUCUACGAGCACCAAGUCCUCCGCUCCUCUACCUGCAGCGAGGACCUCUGCUGUCGCGUCACGCUGGCAAGGUGCCUGCUGGAGGACGCGGAAGUCUUGUUGCUCGACGAGCCGCUCAGGAGUCUUCCCUUCGGCCUCCGGCUGCUCCUCCUGCGGCGGGUGACGCAGAGCCCCGUGGUCAGGAGGGCGACCUUGCUCUUCAGCUCGAGGGACUUCCGCUUCGCCGAGCUCUUCCCCUCCGUCGCUCUCCUCCGCGGGGGAUUCCUCACCAUUGUCUCCUCGCAGGAAGACUUCCGACGUCUCGUCCUCGAGCGUCAGGGCUCCAGGUGCGCCGUCCCCGAGUUGGCCGAGCACUCCCCCACCUGCUCCGCCAGCUGCUUCGACAGGCUGCCAGCGGGGCCCCCGCACAUUCCGCAAACUUGUCACUGCCAGGCCCCCCACGGACUCGUCGCGUCCAGCUCGCGUCCAGGAGGCCAGUCCUUUGAGGCUCUGAGGGAGCUGGGAGGAGGAGGUGGUCGAGCUGUCGUCUGCUUGCUGCUGAUGGGAUGCCUGCUGGGCAAGAUGGGGGACGUGAUGAUGGCUGAGAGCGUGAAGUUCACGAACUCGACGAUGGUAGUCGUGGGGCGGCAGCGUACGAGGGAGGGGAGGGGGAGAGAGCUUCCGGUCCGAUCAGAGGCUGACGGGACUGUAUGGCCUCCCUGCGCAGACUCCAAGGUCGUCGAGGCGAUGGCGGACCUGAUUUCCCCUUUCGACUUGCCGUCGACCUUCCUGCUCUUGAACGGACUGGCCCUGUUGGCAGUCCUGAUCGCCGUCCUGUUCUCCUACAACCUCUCGAGCCAUGUGAACAAGAGCCUCCGUCGUCGGAUCCUGCUUGCAUUCACGGCCGCCAAGUGCGAGGUGCUGCAGACGCUGAUGCAGAGCGAAGGGUUCGCAUGCCUCCUCGAAAGAUCUCUGGUGUGGAGGAAGCAUGUAAGGUGCCUCCUCCUGCCCCUCCUCAGCAUCGUCGUUCUCCUGUGCUCUUUCAUACUCGUCGCUGCCGUCCUGCCCAUCUCGACUGCCCCCCUCGUGCUCACGAUGUGGGUCUACUCCAAGACCGUCUCCCAGUCCUCUCGCGGGGUCCUGGAGGUGCAAAGGCUGCAGCAAGACUACCUGAUGCAGCUUGCCGACCACCAGUGGAAGACCCUCGUCGGAGCCUACGAUCUUCGGGCUGCGGAGGGCUCCCUCUCCUCCCCCAUGGCGCACAAGUUCAACCUGCUCCUCAGAGUCUCCUCCUCCAUUGAGUUCACUCUAGCGGGCGUGCGGGGGUGGAGGAGGAUGCGAACGGAGUCCCUUGCUAUCCUCCAGCUCGCGCUCGUUCUCUCUGCCAUCCUGCUGGACCUCACCCGCCAACCGUCCUCGCCGCCCCCCCCAGCUGAGCAGGAGCAGUCUCCCCUAGCAGAGGAGGAGCAGGUGUUUCACGCAUCUCGGCAUGUCAGCUUCGUGGCGAUCAGCAUCCUCAACUCGUUCUUCGCCAUGUGGAUCAUGGUGGACCUCUCCGGCCUCCUCGCACGCGUCGACGAGCUCCUCCUCAGCCAGCAGGACUUCCAGCUCCUGGCCGAGCUGGAGCCGGAGGACAAGCUCUCCUCCUCCUCCCCUACUGCAGACCACCCUGUUGAGGCCCUUCGGAGCAUCUUGCGCGAGAAGCUGAAGGCCUUCGGCAACAGAGCAUGGUGGAAGUUCUGGGGAGGGAGGAGCAGAGGAGGGAGGGAGCAGCAUGCGACCGAUGUAAGCUACAAGUCGCUCAGCUCCCCGACCAAGAACUCCGACCUGCUCCUCGAGGGUCUCGAGCUCUCUGCUGGAGAUCCUCAUCAUCCUGAAGGGGUCAAGCUGGACGUCAGGAUCCCAGCAGGACACGUGCUGCUUCUCAAGUCUGCCAUCUUCCAGGACGGGCCCAGCUUGACUGGCAUGCUGGGGGGGACGAGCGGCAUGGGGAGGGGAAGCAUGCACCUCGGGGGGGUGGACAUGUCGAAGCUGCCGCUGGUGAAGCUCAGAAAGCUGGUGACAGUUGUGCCGAGGAGAAAGUUUGUGCUGUCUGGUACGGUCCGAGAGAACAUCGACCUGCUGGGGAAGGCGCAGGGCGACUGGCAGUUGUGGGCCGCCCUAGAGCAGUGCCACUUCGCCGACGUGGUGAGGAGAUGGCCGGCGAGACUGGACGAGAGAGUUUGCGGUGAAGAAGUACAGGUUGGAAGCAGGAUGCGCAAGCUGUCACGUUACGAGCAGGAGAUGGUAUGCCUCGUGCGGGCCAUGUUUGCAGCGGACGUGCAGGAGUCUUCCAUCAUGUGCAUCGACAAUGUGGAGGAGAUAUCAGACGAGCAGACAAGGAACUUGAUCCUCCGACGGCACCUGAUGUUCGGCAUGACAGUAAUCGUCUCCUGCACUCGUUCUUCCCUCAUCCCCUCCGACGUCGAGAACCUCCAUGCUCUCCUCUUGGACGACGAGGAGCCGAUCGAGUCGGAGACGGCAAGUGACGAUGUCGGGAGCGCAAGCGAGGAGGGGAGUGACUACUUGAGCGCAAGCGAGAGCGACUUCACGGCUGCUGGGACGAAGCUCAGGAGCGACGAGUUGCCUGCUGCUGGUGCGAAGAAGCAUCGGAAGGGUACAGGGCGAAUGAUCUGGAGCGGAAUCAAGUCAGGGAUCAAGGGAGGAGUGAAGACGGUUAGGAAAGCCAGCUAUCUAAGCAUGCAGCUGUACGAGGGGAAGUCGAAAGGAGGUGUAGAGUAG